AUGAUUUCGAUCUAUAAUCAAUUGAAAAUGUUGAAAACUUUUGCUCUCCUUCUGAUAACUUGUGCUGCGUUUGCUACAGCAUUAAAACAACAUCGUACUGUUGGCAUUAUUGAAAAUGGAAUGUUCAUCGAACAGACUGUUACUCAUUAUGACGAUCUCCACGUCAUCGAAGUACCUCAACAUGAUGAAAAUUUGAGCACUAAACUUAAAAAUCUGGCCUCAUGCCCAAUUUUUCAAACUGGCGAUAUGAUAUCAAUGAGUUUAACAAGAAUGUUGCCUUUAAUUUUACAGCAGCCGGGAAUUCUUCUUUCUCACAGACGAACUGUUUUGGAAAAUCCAACGAAUAUUGUACCGGUGCUUGCCGAAUGUGUUAAAAAACAAGCACCGGCUCAUUUUCGGAAUAUUCUCUACUCCGAUUGUAUACAACCAACGAUUCCAUCUACAACGGUGCCAACGACGUUACAUUCGAACGAAACAGUUGAUGAAAAUGUGACUACACAAAUGAUAGAAGGAUUCGUACUAGAUGGCGAAGAGUUUAAUACAUUAAUUAAUGAGACGAUUUCGUUUAAUCAAACCCCUUAUUCAUAUUUACAGGCUCAGCAAUAUCUAUCUAAGAUAAACACCUCUCAAUAUUCGGCUCGGAUGACGAAUACGAACAUAUUCGGAUGGGAAACUCGAUUCGAUCAAACUUACAAGAGAAUAUUCUACGUCGAUCAUCACACUUUACUCGUCACAUGGAUUUCACCGACAGCCUACCAUCUAGGUGAACGAAUUCAGUGGUAUGUUCAAACAACAGUAGAGCAUCGUGUUUCAUCGCCCAGCAAAUAUAGAACAAACUUGCCGACUAUGAUUGAUUUGGAAUCGGAUACUCCGAGUGCAGAAGCUCUAUUUAAAUAUGAUAUUACAGAAUGGGAAGGUUUGCAUCAGAUGCAAGCGCUAGAUAAUUCCAUGGAUAGUCUUACGCUGAAUGGUGCAUGGUAUAUGUGUUCCGACCAACAAAAUCGAGCAUACUUUAUCAAUUCAGAAAGCAAGAUCCUACAGUUGAAUAGUCAGUUGGUGAAGGACGUUCAAUCGUUGAGAAUCUUGCUAGCAGUUAAUACAACUACAGGACAAUUGAACCUUGAAAUUCAAUCUGACCAUUUCUUUCAAAGUUCUUACGAUCUAAUAAUGAAGAUGGAACCCUUUGAACUACGCAGAAAAAUGUUUACAGUAAUCUUACCAACUAACGGUAUCUCGCUACACUUCAAAACAUGUCGAAUGAAUGUACCUGUAUUUCUCUUCGUAGAGGAAAUGACUCAAAAGGAGAAGAAUGACUUUUGGUUUGUUCAACUUCAUGAAAAAAUGCUCGAAAUGAAAUUACUAUCAAAGCACGAAGCAUAUUACGAUCUCAUCGGCUCAGAAGUUCCAGAUGUUUACUUUCGAUUUCUCGGCCGUCUUAUGGCAAUGUCAAUCUACUACAGCGUAAGAUUUCCGUUAAAGUUUCCGAUAUUCUACUACAGAAUACUAUUCAACAAAGAGUUGACAUUGAAUCUGUUAGAACUGAAAUAUUUCGAUAUUGACAAUUUCAACAAAGCAAAACAGAAGACUGAUAAACCAGUUGCAGAAAUUCUACAAAGAUAUUUUGCAAAACCAAUCAAGCUCCAAAUGAUGCAAAUACGACAAGGACUCAACGAGGUGAUACCAAUUGAAUGGAUGGAACAUCUGAACACUGAAGAUAUUGAAAAAAUGAUUAGUGGUUUCUGUACCGUACAUGAAAUGGAAAGAGCUCGUCAACAGGAAGAAACUUCAUUAGUGCAGAUGGCCACUGUUGAUACUAAAUCCAUCGAUACAAAUAUUCAAUCCAACGAAGAUAAUAAGUCUUCAACGGUUGACGUAGUAGUGAAAACCAGAUGUUGUACAAUUCUAUAA
Messenger RNA from Adineta ricciae, 1908 nucleotides. Lineage: Eukaryota; Metazoa; Rotifera; Eurotatoria; Adinetida; Adinetidae. The record is from the annotation of a GenBank genome assembly.